UUUAUUCAGUUUGUCAACGGCUGUUAAAUCGAUUGCUCAACGAAUAAGACUACAAAAUGACUCGAACUACAUUUGUGUAUAGUAGUUUUUUGAUUUUCCUCACUUGCUUCGCAGCAUCAGUGACAACUAUUUACACUGUCAUAAAUUGGUACCGUUCUAUAACAUUCCAAUCAAGCGCGAUCAGUAUUAUAAACAGUAAUGACAAAAUCGAUCCGAAGAAAAUUCUUCUGAGUUUUCCUUACUGCAAUGCCCCGAACAGAUCAAUCCAAUGUGUUAUAGAUGAUACGGAUUGCAUACAAAACGCACAUAAUCAGAUGAAAAAAGAUAAAAUUGAAACUACUGUUUUUAUUCAUGGACAUCAAGAGACGACAAAAGUUACACCUGAACGUCUAGCUACACGUUUCUACCUAGACAUCGUCUCAGCCUAUUGUUCACAAAAUAACUCUGUCAUUGCAAUACUCGACUGGUCCAAAUUGGGAUAUUGCGACGCAUUAUUGCUUUCUACUCGAAUAGACCAAAUCGGACAGAUAAUCGCAUCUACUUUUAACUCUUUAAACAAUAAAGGAUACGAAAUAGCAAAAUGGCAUUUGAUUGGACAUUCCGUGGGUGCUCAUAUUGCAGGUUGCAUUGGAACAUACAGUAAUUUUACUUUUUUACAUAUUACAGGUUUAGACCCCGCGGGAGUUUUCGUUUUCACUGACUUGUACAAAGGUUGUGUAAUGAAUCCGACAGUCGCACAUUUCACGGAUGCUUUUUACACAAAUCGUGGUGCACUUUCCGCUGUGAAAAAUGUAGGCAAUCUUAAUAUUUACGCCAAUUCUGGAACAGCACCCCAACCUGGCUGCUAUUCAAAUGCUUCGUCACAAAUAGACGUGCAUGUCUGCAGCCACAUUAAAGCAAUAGAAUGGUAUGCCGAUGCCGUGAAAAACGAAACAAAAUAUUUGGCCACAAAAUGUGAGGACUGUAUGUUGUUCCUACGUUACAAAUACUGCCAAGAAAAUGACCAGAUUUACCUUGGACCGCAUGUAGACACGAAAAAAACCGGCAUCUACUGUCUACCAAUCAAUUAAAGGAUGUUUUCGUCUGUUAGAUAAAAAUAUAGCAAAAUAAGUAUUAUGAAUAAUCCGUAGUUGCGAUAAAUUUAAACUAUUUGUAUUAUUUUCGGCCUAAGCAAUUAUUAUAAAAGAUGAUCCAUAAUACAUCGCAAUACUAUCUAUUUAAAU
Molecule: messenger RNA, 1223 nt
Organism: Mycetomoellerius zeteki
Lineage: Eukaryota; Metazoa; Arthropoda; Insecta; Hymenoptera; Formicidae
Product: pancreatic triacylglycerol lipase
Exons: 8
Coding region: 57-1070 (337 amino acids)
Biological process (GO): lipid catabolic process
Molecular function (GO): lipase activity
Source: RefSeq, a predicted model, not a curated record